Bacillus rossius redtenbacheri is the source of this 4493-nucleotide messenger RNA. RefSeq names its product inter-alpha-trypsin inhibitor heavy chain H4-like. Bases 413 to 4324 code for a protein of 1303 amino acids. The record is from RefSeq and is a predicted model, not a curated record. Lineage: Eukaryota; Metazoa; Arthropoda; Insecta; Phasmatodea; Bacillidae. The transcript is spliced from 25 exons.
GACCGUGUUCUGGAUUUUUUCGUAACACAUUUCUGAAACAAUCUUAUUUUAUCAUUGUUAGUUGUUCCCAUUGUAAUUAAUCCCAGGCGUAUUUUCAAAAGGAAAACCAAAUCCCGAAGUAGGCCGAAGAUGAAUUUUUCGUGCGUGUUCGGACAUGGUUUAACGUUUGUACUUCGUAGGCUUUCUCAGGCAUGCGCACAAGCCAGAAGGUCAACGAGAAACGUAAACGUCAGAAAUAACAAGUAGUUAGAAGAGAACGCCUGUGCAUCCUGUGUGUGAGAGUCCUGUACUGCGCUUAGCGCUUAGCGCAUAUAAUUUUGUGGACAAGCGUUUUGGGUAGGUUUUUGUUUUGUGGAAUGACGCUGUAAAUAGGCGUGGUUUCGCUUUAGGCGCUAUCAUAAAGUGACAAAUAAUGGAACCCAGUGAUUUCUCUCCGCCGAUGCCGAAAGUACGAGUCAGGACAACUGAAAAGGCUUCCUGGUCUUCUAAUAGCCUGGAAAAAGCUGUAAUGCUUGUUGAAGGAGGUUCUUCUUUAAGAAAUGGCGCUAAGGAAAACUCGAAGAUUGAUGUGUUGAAAUUCCAUGUGGAGUCAAGGAUCAGGCAUCGCUAUGGGCGGACCGUUGUCACUAGUGUUGUUGCCAACAACGCAGAUAAAGCUCAGGAGGUUUCCUUCAGGAUCACACUACCCGAGACUGCGUUUAUUUCAGCGUUUCAAAUGGAGAUAGAUGGUAAGGAAUACAAAGCACAUGUAAAAGAAAAGGAAGAGGCUAAACAAGUGUAUUUGGAUGCUGUGUCAAUGGGCUUAAGUGCUGCCCACGUUGAGCAGAAUGUGCGAGAUUCCAGCAAGUUUACUGUGUCAGUGAACGUUGAGAAAACCAAAACUGUGACAUUUAAGCUGACUUACGAGGAGCUCUUGAAGAGAGAAUUGUCGUUGUACAAACACGUGAUUAAUAUUGAUCCUGGACAGAUUGUUCCAGAGUUGUUGGUGGAAGUGCACAUAGAAGAGUCGUGUAACCUCUCUCUGCUGGAAGUGCCGCCCCUCCAGGAAACAAGUGAGCUGCAGCUGAAGCCCAGCACCGAAGCUAAUGCUUUCGCCAAGAUUGAGCGGCCAAAACCAAACCAGGGAAUAGUCCGCUGGUCACUCAGCUCAGAAGAUCAAAAGAAACUUGGUGCCAAUGGGGUCAGAGGUCAGUUGUUGGUACGGUACGACGUGGACAGAAAAACCAACCCCGAGCAGAUACUGAUAAACAAUGGGUACUUUGUUCACUUCUACGCCCCGUCUGACUUGCCGGUGCUGCGGAAGCACGUGGUGUUUGUCCUGGACGUCAGUGGCUCCAUGCAGGGCCGCAAGAUCGAGCAGAUGAAGGAUGCUAUGAAAACCAUCCUGAGUGAUCUUGGCAGCGAUGAUUUCUUCACUUUGAUCAUAUUUUCUACCGAUGUUCGGGUGUGGGACCCAAAUGUCAUUGAGCCACUCCUGCAAGCAGAAACAAGUGUGUUUGGCCCUCGCGGUCCCAGGGUCUUAACCGAAACUGCAGUAACUGAAGCUGUCGUCGUACCUGCAACUGUCAGUAAUGUCGAGAAGGCGAAGAUGUUCGUAUCUUCGCUGCAUGACGAUAUGUCAACAAACAUUCACGGAGCGUUGUUGAGGGCGAUCGAGGUGGCGCACCUGUGCAAAGGACUGCACAAGGCAGGGAAGAUACCCGGGGUGCGGCCCGAGCCGAUGGUCAUCUUCCUGACGGACGGCCAGCCGAACGUGGGCGAGAGCGACCCGGACCGGAUCACCUCGCUCGUCACGGCUGCCAACGGGGAUGUGGGGGCCGCUCUGUUCAGCCUGGCGUUUGGCGACGACGCGGACAUGGGCUUCUUGAAGAAGCUGUCGCUGCGCAAUGCAGGGUUCGCGCGCAAGAUCUACGAAGCAGCGGACGCGGCGCUGCAGCUCGGCCAGUUCUACCGCCUGGUGGCAUCGCCCCUGCUGGCGAACGUGCGGUUCCAGUACCAGGACGGCGAGGUUGUGUCUGGCUCCGUUACGAGCACCAAUUUCCGAUCACUGUUCGGAGGCUCUGAGCUGGUGGUGGCCGGCAGGCUGAGCUCGGAUGCACUCAGCGGGGAGAUGCUGAGCGACUCGUGCGGGGUCCAGAGGUCCUCGUGCAUCUGUAAACCGACGGUGCUGCCGAAGCAGGAGUGCGAGUACAUGGAGCGCCUGUGGGCGUUCCUGACCAUCAAGCAGUUGCUGGACCAUGUCGCGGCCGACACGGAUGUUGCCGUGAACAAGAAGCAAGCCCUCGAGCUUGCUCUGAAGUACUCAUUUGUGACACCGCUGACUUCACUGGUAGUUGUGAAGCCUGAUGAGAUAAAAGAGGAGACCAGUACUGAAACAGGUGCAGUAGGGACAGCACAUGGCGGUGGAGUGUUUGGGUUCAACAAGAAGAAGAUGAAAGCACAGUGGAAUCCAGUUUCAUUUGCCACACAGUGUGCUCCCACAACAGGUCAGAUGUCAACAUCUGGUUUUUUCGGUGCAAGUCCUUUGUCUGCACGAGAACCGUUUGGUACGAGACCACAAUCAAGGAUGCUGUUGGCGGCACCAUGUUCGUUUGGUGUUACACCGGAAACAAGUGCAAAGAUGAUGGCACCACGUUUGUUUGGCGGAGGGGGUCCUCAUCUUUUUAGCUCAGGAAGUAACCAGACCAUGGAGCCCGCAAUUUUCUCCUCUUCCGCAGUGCCACCGGCAGUGCAAGGCUCCAAAACUGCAGGUGAUAUUGCUUGUGAUGAUGCCAGCCCUGGAAUGGAGAAAUGCAAGGUUUCUAGUUUGCAUGUAAAAUCCAACAUAUGGUGUCGCUAUGCCAGCACCACUAUGAAGCAAGUGUUUGUGAAUCAUGGGAACACCAAGGAAGAAAUUAACUUCAACAUAUACCUUACCUUGUCUGCUGUCAUUUCCCACUGUACCAUAUUUGUGGAUGGAAAGGGGAAGAGACUGCGUUUGUUAUCGAAAAAAGCAGGAGAACUGCACUUUACAGACAGUAAGAAAAACGACACAGCUUCUGUACUUGUCCGACCAGGCACCUCUGACGGCCAGAGGGGUGUGACUGUGUGUGUGGUGUUGCCGCCUCAGGCGACUCUCACGUUCAAGUUCCAGUACGAAGAGUUCCUGGAAGAUUUUGGAGACGGCUACUUGUUCACUUUCAAUCUCAACCCAGGCCAGACGGUCCCAGACCUGCAAAUCACAGUGAAUGUUGAGGGGUUCUACAAAUUGGCUGAAGUACGUGCCUUGCGUAUCAUUCCAUAUUCACCAAAAGAAGAAGUGCUGGACCAGGUGGAGGUGCAGUUCAGCCCGACGGACGACCACAAGGCGAUGCUCCGCUGGUCCCCGAGCGCAGAGGAGCAGGGCCGGCUGUUCGGGGCGGACGACACCGUACAGCUGGGUGUCGAGUACAAGGCACAAGCACCUGACUUUGGGUCUGACGGGCCUGAUGGCGAAGUGGUUCUGGACGAGAGUGGCCAGACCAUCCACGUGCACCUGCCGGGGGCAGCGGGUCCCGCAGCAGAGGCCAGGCCGAGGCACCUCGUCCUCCUGCUCCACGUCGGGACCACUGCCUCAGGGGAGAUGCGAGAGCUGGUCAUAGCCUCCGCGAGGAACUUGCUGCUCAAACUGCACGAGAGGGAUCUGUUCAGCAUCUUGAUCUGCUCCAAUGACAUGCAGGUUUGGGAGGAUUCUGGCAGCGUGGUAUCCGGCAUGACUACACUAGGCACUGAAGUAUUCCCUGCGUCCCAGGAGAACAUCAGGAAGGCUAGGGACUUCAUCACACAAACACUGGCUAUUGUGCCUUCAAAAGUGAUUGUUCCAGACCCCAGCAUGGAGGCUGCACUCACAAAGGCCCUGCAGUUGUCUGGCCAGACAGAGCAAGCUCGUCCCAAGAUCUUUGUCCUGUCGACGGGCGGGACCAGCGCUCCCGACGCAGGAACGCACGUCCUUGCCUCCGGCCUGAAGAGCGUCAAUGCUCACAAGGCCGCCAUCUUCAGCCUGUCCUGUGGCAGCGCCGCGCUCUCAGCUCUAUUCCGAGAGAUCUCGGCAGACUCGUCAGGCUUCGCCUGUGAGCUGCACAAGCAAACUGUCGAGCGCUUGCUGGAUCUAUUCUUCCGAAUGUCUGACUUUGACAGGAUAGACUGUAAGGUUGUACACCAGAAUCCAGUAUUUGAUGGGUUCAUGGAAAAGUUUUGGUUGAAGGAAGCCAUCGAGCAAUCAAAAGAUGACGACAUGAAAAUCACACUAUCAUUGAAGCACAAUAUUGCAACUUCUGAAACAUCAUUUUUUGCUGCAAGUGAGUAAUCAUCAGCUAAGAUCAUUCGGUGAUCAUCCCAGCUUCUGCUUUGCCAGCUUUAAAACUCAAAGAUGCAAAAUAUAAUUUUAUAUUUUUAUUGUUAUAAUGUUUUUACUUUUUAUGUUUAAGUUAUGUAUAUUUUCAAAGCAUUUUAAAAUAAAAUUAUAAGCUUGUUAA